Messenger RNA from Didymodactylos carnosus, 813 nucleotides. NCBI's taxonomy places the organism in Eukaryota, Metazoa, Rotifera, Eurotatoria, Philodinida, Philodinidae. The record is from the annotation of a GenBank genome assembly.
AUGGCAGCAGAAAUUGACGAUCAAUCACAUACGAUCACAUCUCGUUUUAAUGAACAACAACGAUUUGAAGCUGAAAAUAAACGACUUUAUGUAAGAAGUUCAAUAAUUAAAAAACCAAAUGCUAACAUCAAUAAUGAUCCAUGGAAAUUAAAACCAAUUGAUUUUUCUGUGAAAAAUUUUCAUCCCAAACCUCAUCGAAGACAUGAGUUAACAAAUUUUAUUGAGCAACAGCCCUCAUUGUUAGACAAAAAUAAUAAAAAGAGCAGAGAUGAUGCAGCCGUAAUGAAAUAUUUCUCACGAUAUUUAACACAACCGUCUAAUAACGAGAAAAUUAAAAAAUUUAUAACGAGACCUCGUAUAGAUCGAGAACCAAUUAAAAAUAUAACACACACAGGAAAAUUUCAAGAUGCAAAACCACAUGACUUUAGAGGAUAUCCAAAAAUUGAAGAACUAGGGUUGUCGGAAUUUGAAACAAAUUACGAACAUGAUCCAUUUAACAUUCAAUUUUUAUCGUCAAAUCUACGAACUUUAUGGAGUGAUCAGUUUGAUAAACAAUCUUCUGACGACAACAAGUCUCACAUUCAAAUGUAUCGUGUCUUGACAUCAAAACCGCAGUGGGAUAGAAAAUUAAUUCUUCCAAAACUGAUUUAUCCUACGCCGUAUGCUGCAUAUACGCGAUAUCGAAAACCGAACCGCACUCCUCAAAGUGCGUAUUGGAGUCGGGUGGAAGAAACUUUAUCCAAGCAAAGAACGAAUAAACAACAACUACAUUUGUCGACAAUAAAUACGUCUAAGGAUAUACGUAUUGAAUGA